Molecule: messenger RNA, 1922 nt
Organism: Molossus molossus (Pallas's mastiff bat)
Lineage: Eukaryota; Metazoa; Chordata; Mammalia; Chiroptera; Molossidae
Product: zinc finger protein 845-like
Biological process (GO): negative regulation of transcription by RNA polymerase II
Molecular function (GO): DNA-binding transcription repressor activity, RNA polymerase II-specific
Source: RefSeq, a predicted model, not a curated record
AUGUCAAAUCACAGUAUACAUCAGGAUAUUCAUAUUGUGGAAAAAAUAAAUGAACGAACUAAAUGUGUCAAAUCUUUGAAACAAUCUUCAAAUUACACUGAACAAGAGAAUAUUCAUAACAGAGAGGAGGCUUACAAAUGGAAGCCCUGCGGGGGAGUCUUCAGUCAAAUAUUCAAUCCAAAUAGACUUAAAAAAAUCUAUACUGGAGAAAAACCUCAUAAAUGUAAAGAUGUUGGUGAAACAUCUACCUGGACUAAAAGUUUUGCUCUAAAUCAGAGAACUCUUAUGGGAGAGAAGCCUUACAAAUGUGAAGCAUGUGGUCAAACCUUUAAAUGGCAUACAUGUCUUACUGUACAUGAAAGAAGAAUUCAUAGCAGGGCAGAAUUUUACAAAUGCACGGAAUGUGGAAAAGAAUUUAAUCAGUCCUCAGUAUAUACUGAACAUCAGAGAAUUCAUACUGGAGAGAUAUCUUAUAAUUGUUCAGAAUGUGGCAAAGACUUUAGCUGCCAGUCGAGUCUUUAUAGACAUCAGAGAGUUCAUAGCGGAAAGAAACCAUAUAAAUGUAGAGACUUUGUUGACAAAACCUUCAGCCAGUCCUCUAGCUUAACUGUCGAUCAGAGAAUUCAUACUGCAGAAAAGCCUUGUAGAGAAUGUGGCAAAACCUUUAGUUGGUCCUCAAAACUUACUGUCUGUCAUCGAAUUCAUUCUGGAGAGAAGCCUUAUAAAUGUAGAGAAUGUGGCAAAGACUUAAGCCAAUCCUCUGGUCUUACUGUCUGUCAGAGAAUUCAAACUGGAAAGAAGCCAUAUAAAUGUAGGGAAUGUGGCAAAGCCUUCAGCCGGUCUUCAGAGCUUGCUGUCCACCAGAUCAUUCAUACUGGAGAAAAGCCUUAUAAAUGUAGAGAAUAUGUCCAAUGCUUCAGUCAUAUUUCAACCCUUGCUGUCCAUCAGAGAAUACAUACUCGAGAGAGACCUUACAAAUGCAUAGAAUGUGGCAAAGCCUUUGGACAGUCAGUGUUCAUACUAGAAAGAAGCCUUCCAAAUCUAAAGCAUGUAGCAAAGCCUUUAAACGGAAUUUAAGUCUUACUGUACAUGAGAGAAUUCAUGCUAGGGCAAAACUUUACAAAGGUAGGAAAUGUGGAAAAGGCUCUACUCAGUGCUCAAACCAUACUACACAUCAGAUAAUUCAUACUGGAGAUAAGUCUUAUAAAUGUUCGAUAUGUGGCAAAGCCUUUAGCUGUCAUUCAAAAUUUACUGAACAUCAGAGAAUUCAUACUCGAGAGAAUCCAUAUAAAUGUAGAGAAUGUGGCAAAACCUUUGGCAAGGCCUCAGGCCUUUCUGUCCACCAGGAUUCAUACUGGAGAAAAGCCUUAUAAAUGUAGACAGUGUGGGAAAGAAUUCAGGCAGUCCUCAAACCUUACUGUUCAUCAGAGAAUUCAUACUGGAGAGAUACCUUACAAAUGUGUAGAAUGUGGCAAAGCCUUUAGCCAGUCCUCAACCCUUACUAUACAUCAGAGAGUUCAUACUGGAGAGAAGCCUUAUAAAUGUAGAGAAUGUGGUAAAGCAUUUAGCCAGUCUUCAUACUUUACUCGACAUCAGAGAGUUCAUACUGGAGAGAAGCCUUAUAAAUGUAGAGAAUGUGGCAAAGCCUUCAGUGAGUCCUCUGGCCUUACUGUCCAUCAGAGAAUUCACACUGGAGAAAAACCUUAUCAAUGUAGAGAAUGUGGCAAAGCCUUUGUCAAGUCCUCACAGCUUACUGUCCAUAAAAGAAUUCAUACUGGAGAGAAACCUUAUAUAUGUAUAAAAUGUGGCAAAGGCUUUCGCCAGACCUCUGCCCUUACUUAUCAUCAGAGAAUUCACACUGGAGAGAAGCCUUAUAAAUGUAGAUAAUAUGGCAAAGCCUUUAGCUGAUCCUCUAAUUUUAC